CCUCCCCUUCCCCCCCUGGGUUCUGCGUUCUGCUCUCCACGCCGGCUGCUUCGCCUCCACUGCGUGUGUGUUAGUUCCGUGAGCGAGUGUGUGUGUGUGUGAGUGAGUGUGUGUGUGUGAGUGUGUGCGAGGGGGAGAGCGCUGCAGCUCCUGCUGGCCUCACACCCCUCCACGCUGCCGCCAUGGCGGGCUCGCCUCUCAACCACUCCUGGCCUUCCUUCUCUAAGAACUGGAUGAAAAGAUGGUCCUUCAAGAGAGGUUCAGAGUGCAAGCCAGGCAGUGAUCCCUGCGGCGCGGUCGACGGUCCUCUGAGUGCUCAGCCUUCCAGCCCCAGCGAUGCUGGAACGGGGUCCGCCUCUUCCCUGUCCCCGGCCUCCAUCGCAGAGGACGCCUACUUCCCACGCCCAAACUCCGAGGACCAGGAGGACUCCUGCUCUGUGAUCAGCGACUACGACUUCCCCGACGCCGACCAGGGCAGCAGCGGCGAGGACCUGCAGGGCCUGAGCUCAUCUCUCCGAGGCUCCGAGUACUUCAAGGACCUCCAGGGUGGGGUGCCGCCUUCGGUGUCCACGGCAACCGCAUCGCCGCCGAGCCAACCGCAAGACCUUCAGCGGCUCCGCCAGAGCAGUCCGGUCGUCGGCUCCGCGGGGACCCCUGAGUGGGACCUGACCUUCGGGGGCCCCAGCGGAACCCCGCCGGGGUUGCAGAACAGCCUGGUGGUCACCCAGAUCUCCCCCAUCCCGGGGGUGACGCCGCCGGGCAGCGCCCCGGACACCCGUCCCCUUGAGGCCCCCGUCGUGGGGCUCAGUUUGACGAUACGUUUGGAUCAACUUUUGACGGCGAUGGAUCCGGAGAGACCCACGACCGCGGCGGUGUCUUGGGACCUGGUGGGAGCGGGGGGCCCGGGGGGAGAGGGGGGUCCGGGGGGAGAGGGGGGUCUGGUGGGGGCAGGGGCCACGGAGGAUCCGGACCCUGACCUCGACGCUUUCCCCAUCUUCGUGCGAUCGAUGUCCACCUCGAGAAGACACAGCUGGGUGGUUCCUGUGGCCAGCUUCAACCAGGGGAGAAGACUGAGCCUAGACACCAUGGCCAUGGACAGUGAUGGAGAGAGGGAAAUGGAUGAAACAGACGGACCCAGGCCUAAAAUACCUCCCUACGCUAAAGAGAGAGACACGCGGUGGCCUGACAGGCGUUCUGAGCUCCUGGCCCCAGAGUGCAGCCAGGCGGCACACAUCUCCCAGCUGGUGGAGACCUCCAAACAAGCUGCCAGGGCGGCCCAAGACACAGAGGAACUGGACCCUGAGGAGAACUUGCAUUCUGCAGAAGGACAGAGCCACAUGGCCAAACAAAGAGGGGUGAGAUCAGAGGCCAAGGAAUCAGGAAGUGUCACUUGGUACGAGUUCCUCAACAAUGAAAAUGAGGAAGAAGAUGGACCGACUGAGAAGGUGGAAAAGGGCACCAAGGUGAAGAGGACUCUCAGUUCUCUGAGGAACAGGGUGACUGGAUCCUUCACCAAAGACAAGGGUAAGAACAGAGAAAACAAGGAGCACCACAAGGAGAGGGUCAAGGAGAAGGAGAAAGUGUGUCGCAGCAGAAGCAGUGACAGCCUCGGGCACGACCUGGUGCCGGGCUCCUUCUCCAGCUAUGCCGACUGCUCACUGUGCAGCAAAAGCCUGCAUCAGAAGCAUGGCCUCCAGUGCACGAAUUGUGCCGUGAACGUCCAUAAGAGCUGUAGGACUCUGCUGGGGGAGUGCAACAGCCACAAGAAUAAGCGAGAAAACAGGACGUUACCUUCCAACCUUGUGUCCAGAGGCGCGGACGGGGAGGCGCCCCGAGAGCAGCCGGGCCGAGCGUCGCUGCUGACCGCGGAUGGCCCGUCGGGCAGGCCCCGCUCCCCAGGCAUGAGCUUCGUCCCGCGCGGAUCCGGCACCCAGCCCUCCAGCUACGCCUCCAGCCUCCGUCACAACAACUCAGGGAUGGAUGAGACCGAUGCCUUCCGCAAGCGCGCGGACGACACGGUCUCCCUAGCCCCCUCCACCACCGAGUCCAUCCUCGUAGAAGAUGUCCACUACGUAGCAGUGCGGGCUGAGCUGGAGGCCGACGCCCAGGACCUGGAGGCCGAGUCCUGGAGUCUGUCUGUGGACCAGCAGUGUGUCAAGAAGUACUCCAAGGAGAUGGUGAAGAGACAGGACGUCAUCUACGAGCUGAUGCAGACCGAGAUGCACCACGUGCGCACGCUGAAGAUCAUGCUGUGCGUGUACGUGCGCGAGCUGAAGGAGAACCUGCAGAUGGAGCCGUCUAAGCUGGACUGCCUGUUCCCCCGCCUGGAGAGUCUCCUAGACCUCCACACCAACUUCCUGUCCCGCCUCAAGGAGCGCCGGAGGGACUGCCUCCUGGCGCCCGGCGAGAGGAACUACUUUAUCAACAGGCUGGCGGAUGUGCUCAUUGGACAGUUCUCGGGUGAGAUCGGGGAGAAGAUGAAGGAGAGCUACGGGGACUUCUGCAGUAGCCACCUGGAGGCGGUGAGCUUCUACAAGGAGCAGCUGCAGAACAACAAGAAGUUCCAGAACCUCAUGCGGAAAAUCAACAACUUUCCCAUUGUGCGGAGGCUGGGCGUGACAGAGUGUGUUCUGCUGGUGACCCAGCGCAUCACCAAGUACCCCGUCCUGGUCGAGCGCAUCCUGCAGAACACGGAAGCGGGGACGGAGGAGCACGAGGAGCUGACGCGGGCGCUGGUGCUCAUCAAGAACGGCAUCGUCCAGGUGGACGCGCUGGUCAACCUCCACGAGAAGACGCUGCGGCUGCGGGACAUCCACGGCCGCAUGGAGCCCAAGGCGCUGGGGAAGAUCAAGGACGGCCGCGUGUUCCGGCGGGAGGACCUGGCCCCCGGGAGGAGGACGCUGCUGCACACGGGCACGGUGCACUGGAAGGCCGCCUCCGGACGGCUCAAAGACAUCCUGGCCGUGCUUCUGUCAGACGUGCUGCUUCUGCUGCAGGAGAAGGACCAGCGAUACGUGUUCGCCAUGGUGGACAACAAGCCGUCUGUGAUCUCGCUACAGAAGCUCAUCGUCAGGGAGGUGGCCCACGAGGAGAAGGCCAUGUUCCUGAUCUGCGCCUCCUCCAAGGAGCCCGAGAUGUACGAGAUCCACACCAGCUCCAAGGAGGAACGCAACACCUGGAUGAGCCUGAUCCGGCAGGCCAUGGAGAGCUGUCCACACACAGAGGGGAGGCUCUUCAGUGAGGAAGAGGAGGCGCGGGCCGUGAGGUUCAAAGAGUUCCAAGACCGUCUGAACCAGAAGGACGCGCUGGUGGUCCACGCGCUCACCGAGAAGCUGCAGCUGUUUGCCGAGAUGGCGGAGACCACGGCGGGCCUGGAGGACACGGCCUCCCGCUCCAGACUGCUGCUCCGGGGCGAUGCCUCGGACCUCCAGCAGGGGGAAGCGCUGCUCAAGGGAGCCAUCACCGAGGUGGAGAACCUCCAGAAUCUUCCAGUCUGGGGUGAGGGAGGAGGUCGAGGAGGAGGGGCGGAGGACGAAGAGGAGGAGGAGGUGGAGGAUGAAGAGGAGAGGGACGGUUCCUCAUCCCCACGGCUGGAGGCUGGGGGCAGCUCUGGGAAUCUACCCAGGAGAGCGGGCACGUUCGGGGGCUACGACAGAAGCCCCAGCAUCCUCCCCAAGAACUGCAGUGUGAGGAGGAACAAGGCCAGGAGUCGAGACAGGAGCCAGAGAGCCCGCUCAGACCCUCAGCUCAAAGACCUCUCUGGCAGCCACACCCAGGAGCACGCGGUCGAGGACGGCUGCUCCCCGCCCCCUGCCAGCUGGAACCGCAUCUGGUCCAACUCCUUCCCGGAGGCCGAGUUUUUCGACAGAGUGCUGAUGCUUUCCCAACGGCUGUACAGCCUUCAGGCCAUCAUCUCCCAGCAGGACAGCCACAUGGAGCUGCAGCGGGCCUCGCUGACGGAGCGCGCCUCGCUGCCCGGGCGCCACCGGGGGAACAUCCUGCUGGAGCAGGAGAAGCAGCGGACGCUGGCCCUGCAGCGCGAGGAGCUGGCCAGCUUCCACAAGCUGCAGGCCCAGCACCGGCUGGAGCAGCAGCGCUGGGAGAAGGAGCGCCAGAGGCACCGGCAGCAGGUCGAGGCCACCGAGGCCCGGCUCCACCAGAGGGAGGAGGAGUGCGCCCGGCUGGAGGAGCGUCUGCGGGAGGAGCGGGAGGAGCUGGAGCUGCAGAGGAAGACGUACCAGCAGGACCUGGAGCGGCUGCGGGAGUCCACCCGCACCGUGGAGCGGGAGAAGGAGCGGCUGGAGCACCAGAGGAAGAUCAAGAGGAAGACCAUCGAGGUGGCCCCUCUGUCGGGCAGCCUGAACGGCGAGCUCCUCCUGAAGUCCGGCGACGGCUCGGCGACCCCUGACCCGCCCGCGGCCCAGAAGCCCCUGGGGCGGAGCAGCAUGUCCAUGGCGCCGGCGGACUUCCAGGAGCGACCCGAGUCGUCCCUGAGGCGCGAGGCCAGCUCCGCGGGGACGCCGGCGGCCAAGACGGUUCCGCUGCACCUGUUCAGCACCACCAACCAGCAGCACAAGGUGCUGGGGUUCCAGCAGCAGAUCCCCACCAAGCUGGCCGUGCUCAGCCGCAAGGACAAGAACACCAAGAGCAUGAAGGCGUCCCACCGCAGCGACAGCAGCGCCUCCCUUGACACAAGGCAGAUGCUGCCUCUGAAGCUGUCGGCCCGGGACGACAGUUCCCUGAAGGCCAGGCGCUCCGUCAGCCCCCAUCAGCCGAGCCACGGGCCCCAGCACCACCCAGAUCCAGUCGUCCCCCAGACGGCGGGCUCUCUGACUGCCAGUCCCUCGUGCCCCCCGUGCCUCCCGCCCAGCCCCUCCAUCAGCCCUCCGGCCCGCCUCAGCCCGCCCAGAGCCCCGGUCACCCUACUACCACGGCCAGGCCCAGGCGCCCAGCCCCCAGACACAGGGGCCGCUGCAACACCAGGGCCCCGGCCACGGCCAGGGCCAGGGCCCCGGCCACGGCCAGGGCCAGGCGUGUCCCCUCCCUACGGCUUCCCCAGCAAGGAGGACAAGGAAGACGUGAUCUUCUUCUAAAGGUUGUCUGCCGCCUGCAGUGGGACCGACGGGUGUUCUGCAGGUCCAGACUGGUCCAUACCGGUCCAUACCACACUGAUCCCAGAGCCAGUUAGAGGGGCCAUCAGUCACCUCCAGGCUGUCUGGCUGAGACACAGUAUGGAGUGAGGAACUACCAAACACACUCCCUAACUAACAAAAGCUCAUGUUGGUCUCUGUGGUUCAGUGUGUAGGGACGCUAGGGCAGGUUCCUGGGGGGGGAAAAAACGUUUUUUUUAAAUCCAAAUAGUUUUUUAAAUUGUAAGUAGCAGAAGCACAUCAGUGAGACGGAGGAGGCAAAAAAAACAUUUGAAAUGUGUCCAGACACACACGCGUCAACGGUCACGUGUGUGCACACGCGUUCCUUCACCGCCACGUCCUCUUCACGCAACCUCAAGAAUGUGUUGUUUUUUUUUUAGUCCUUUUUCUUUUUUCGGUUAAUGUGGACAAGCACAAAGCUGUGGUGUCAGGAAGACCCGAUGUAGAUUAAGAGGUGGUGGUUGAUGAUGAGGUCAUGGAUGUUCAAAGACUUUCAGGGCAGAGGUCGGCCUGAAGCAGGGACCAUGGGGUCGGGGUUAGCCGUUAGCCGCUAGCCGUUAGCCGUUAGCCGCUAAUCCUCAGAUCAACACGACCACAGAAGAGGUGAGCCUGUGUGCAGGAAGGACGGAGGAGGAGGGGAAGACCCUACUGUGGACGAUAAGCUCUGUUGCCCCGGAACAUUCCCUUCUCCCCCCUCGGUGAAAGGUGAAGGACAUGUGUCUGUCGAGAAGUGAAGCGAUCGACUGAGAGAAGAAACCUUGAUUUCUUUAUGUUCCUCACAAAGUUGUACUUUACAGAGAACAAAUGUACAGCAUCCAGGGUUGUUCUUCUUAAUACGGCCUCUGACCACAAAGCAGAUUGUUUUUAAAUGUGUCAUCCAUUCCAACGUGAAUACCGUCUUAAUUAUUUUACUUUUUUGAUAGGACUUUUUAUUACUUUUUAUUUUAAAUUCUUAAACCUUGAUGGACCCCCAACAUCUUAAACCCCAACAUUUCCGUACCGAAAUCCAGAUGUGAUCCCCGGCUGCUUCUGCCAAACAUGUGUUGUUAACGUGGACGACAUCAGCGGCCCACGAUGUUGUCCUGACACCCCAGCUGGUGUCCUGAUAGCAGCUGGUACCUGGAGCACCUCCCCGGCCCCCCGGGCGCUGCGGAACCACGCAUUAUCCGCCAGCGGCAGGGAGGAGACGCACACGCAAGCAUUCCUCCCUCCUCCUGAGUGACAGCCCCCUCGGGAGGGCGAAAGUGAUCCUCGGCCGGUGAACAACGGCUCAGUGCGGCGUCUGCCCUCCCAGCGAUGGCCUUGUUAUAAGGCCUUUUCUCUCGGUCCUCUCUUCCCUUUUCGGCACGUGUGACAGGUCGUUUUUUUUGUGCCGACAGUUGAAGCCUCUUUUUAAACUCGCACUAAGUGUGUGAGUGAUAGAAGAAGAAGAAGUAGAAUGAAAGUUUUCCCGGCAAAUGUUUCAUUUUAAAACGGGCACCCCGGUGCUUUUAUUGACAGGCAGUGAGGGCGGUUUCAGUUUCCUCCCUUUCCUUUCUUGAGGCUCGUGUAGUGGAGCCGAGACUCAAACUGCAUGGGCUGGGCUGCCUUCGGCCACUCAGUUCUCACCUGCAGGACAUCUUUUUGAUCUUGAAAGAUUUAUAACAAACGCGUCACCUUUUGUGUCCAGACGAUCAUGUCCCCUGGACUGACGAGGCAGGAGAAGGGAUGAGGAAGACCCUAGGGUGAGAGGAGAGGAGAGGAGUGAGAGCAGAGUGAGCGCGUAACGCGUGAGCGAGAGCAGAGUGAGCGCGUAACGCGUGAGCGAGAGCAGAGUGAGCGCGUAACAUGUGUCCGUAGAGGUACCAGUCCCUGCCUGGUGCGUGUAGAUAUUCAUGAAUCAUGAAGCGGAAAUGGAGGGCUUGUAUCCAAACCUUCAGGACUAUUCUCCAGAUAGAUUCGGUCAGUUUGUGGUUAUCUGAGCUGUGGGCCUUUCACCGUCUCGAAGAAGUGAUUUGGAGGAUUAAUCAGCGUUUUCUUAUGUAUAUAUUAUCCUGUACAUACGUUAUUUCUUUGCGUCAUUGUCCCCCUUUUAUGUUCAUCCAGGACAGUUGAACAUACCAGUGCUAUUUGGUACAUUAAACUAUGUGUGUGCAUACAGAUGUUUAAUUAUAUACACACGCAGUUGUGCAUGUACAUUACUGUACAUUUAGAACUGCAAUUUUUGAAACCCUCAAAUCGGAGAGCAGUUCUCAGUGAGGUGAAACUGAACGGUUCUCAUAUUUAAAGUCCUUGUUGUGCGGCGCAGAUUCGUCCAUCUUGCUCUUGUCAGCGAGGCGUGCGGGUAGCAGUCUUUCCCGUAACGGUCUAGUCAUUUUUAAAAGGGUAGCCAAAGAGACCUUUGGACUGAACUUAUCUGUUCCUGCGCUUUUAAAUGUUUUUAGUGUAAUGCUAGAUUGUGACGGCUUAAUGAGUUUUCCUAAGCGGCCCGGAGAUGAAGCAACCGUAGUCCAACGGGAAUCUAUUAAGUGCCGUGUACACAAGCACACGGUACUUAAAACGGCUUCGCAACUGUUUGCAGGUAAGACCUUAAUGACAUGGGAUAUUCUGUGAGUGGCGUCUGCAACCCUGGAUCACGGCGAGUCUUGGCAUUGGGGAAUAAGUAUAAUACUUUGAAAGUUAUUUUGGGCAAUGUAAACACACUCCCAGAAUUCCCAGCUCCUCGUGAGGCGAAACUCCGAGAGCGUUCCCUGGGAUAGAACUAGUUUGAUGCAGGGGUUUCCCUGUCGGGGCCCGACUAGAUAUCUAUUCAACGGAACGCCCGUCUUUUAAACAUUUCACAGAGGAACGUUGUUUCUGAAAAGGAAAGUUAUCUGAUGGUUUUUCAGUGUGAUGCACUGUAGAGAGAGAGAGAGAGGCACAUUUCUUCCCUUCGUGACUUGAAAGAGGUGGGCCAUAAAUGUGUAUGCAUUUUUGUGUAAACUGCAUUGCUUGCUUUCACAACACGACAAUAUCAAAUAAACUUUAUCAAAACAUUUCAGAAGUGUGUUCGGUGUGUGUGUGUGUGUGUGUGUGUGUGUGUGUGUGUGUGUGUCGUGCACACACAUACACGCAAACACGCGCAAACAAACACAAGCACUGACAUGCAAAGUGGACCUGCAAUUUGUAAACCAUGGUGUUUACCUUUCGUUUUCUCUGCCAAUUCACACUAGUCACUUUGGAUCAUAGCAUACUUGAACGGGAAAAUGAAUGUUUAUAAUGCAUAUUAUCAUUAUUGUGUCUGUGAAGUUGUUUUACAGAGAGCUGACUAAUUUAAAUUUUGUAGCACACAGCAAGAGCAUUGAUUACUUUUAUUUUUUACCAUUUUAUUUCAAUCACCGAGACGCUAGUGAACUGUGGACACAAAGUGCUGCCUUUAGAAAAAUCAGAAAAUUAGUAAUAAAUAAAGUCUUAAAAUAUGAA
This is a messenger RNA of Gadus morhua (Atlantic cod), 8591 nucleotides long. RefSeq names its product rho/rac guanine nucleotide exchange factor (GEF) 18b (gene arhgef18b). Gene Ontology annotation, molecular function: guanyl-nucleotide exchange factor activity. Lineage: Eukaryota; Metazoa; Chordata; Actinopteri; Gadiformes; Gadidae. The record is from RefSeq and is a predicted model, not a curated record. Gene Ontology annotation, biological process: small GTPase-mediated signal transduction.